ACGGACGAGAAACAUCCAGCCACUCGCCGCAGCUGGACGGAACUGCAUCAGUUGGCACCAAGGUUGCCCAUAGACAGUUCAUGGGCUACUAUAGUUAUGGAUCAUAGGCUGUAGCCCUAUAGUUCAUGGGCUACUGUCUUUAUUUCAACGUGAAAAGUACGAUGCGAAAAUAUAUAUAGUUUGCUGCUUUUACCGAACACUAAAUUUAAAAAAAAUCUCCCAUAUGUGUAUACUGCAUUUUUGGUAAAUACGUUGUUUUCAUUAAGAGUAGUAUCCAGAGGGCUGCCAGCUAAUUUGACUGCCGCUCUUAAUCUCUCCUAAAAGCGGAGCGAGGGGCCUAGCGGACGCAAGUGGACGCCAUGACCGGCAUCGGAGCAGAGGAUGACGUCCCGCUCUGCGAGAGGAAGACCAUCACCGACUUCUGCUAUCUGCUGGACAAGUCGAAGCAGCUCUUCAAUGGCCUGAGAGACCUUCCUCAGUACGGACACAAGCAGUGGCAGUCCUACUUUGGCCGCACCUUUGACGUCUACACUAAGCUGUGGAAGUUUCAGCAACAGCACAGGCAGGUGCUUGACACUCGUUAUGGGUUGAAGAGGUGGCAGAUUGGGGAGGUGGCAUCCAAGAUUGGCCAGCUGUACUACCACUACUAUUUACGCACGUCUGAAACCAGCUAUCUGAAUGAGGCCUUUUCCUUCUACUCGGCCAUCCGGCAGAGAUCCUACUAUUAUCAGGUCAACAAGGAGGACAGGCCGGAGCUGGUGGUGAAGAAACUGCGUUACUAUGCCCGCUACAUUGUGGUCUGCCUCCUGCUGAACAAAAUGGACCUGGUAAAGAUGCUUGUGAAGGAGCUGUCAGAGGAGAUAGAGGAGUACACCCAGCGCUUUAGCACGGAGGACCAGCUGGAGUGGAACCUGGUGCUUCAAGAGGUGACCGCCUUUGUGGAGGCGGACCCAGUGAUGAUACUGACCAAUGACAACGCGGUCGUGAUCACAUCCAACCGGCUGCAUGAAGGGGGCGUGCCCCAGCUGGAGCCGGGCAUGGUGGUUGGUCAGCUCGCCCUGGCUGACGCGCUCAUCAUCGGCAACUGCAACAAUCAGGUGAAGUUCAGCGAGCUGACCAUCGACAUGUUCCGGAUGCUGCAAGCCUUGGAGAGGGAGCCGGUGACCCUGGCAACACAGUCAAACAAGACCGGCACCCUGGAACCCAGUGAGAAACCACCUAAGCGGGAGAACCCUCACAAGUACCUGCUGUACAAACCCACCUUCAGCCAGGUGUACACCUUCUUAUCUGCAUCCUUCAAGGAGCUGCCAGCGAAUAGCGUGCUGCUUCUCUACCUUUCUGCCACUGGAGUCUUCCCCAAUGGACGCGGCGAAUAUGACGGGCCCUACGACCUAGGGGGUGUCCUCACCAGCAACAACCGUGACCUGGUCAACGGGGAGACGGUCCAGCGGAGAAACCAGGCAGAGAAAGAGAUGCACUGUCUCCAUCCAGGUGACCUGUAUCCUUUCACCAGGAAGCCCCUCUUUGUUAUUGUGGACUCAUCCAACAGCAUGGCCUACAAGAAUUUCUUGAAUCUUUUCGGACAGCCACUGGUGUGCCUGCUGUCACCCACAGUCUAUCCCAAGAGUCUGCAAGACCAAUCACAGCGUGGCAGCCUCUUCACGCUCUUCCUGUACAGCCCCAUAGUGGCCUUCGUCUCUGUGUGCGGCCUCAGUAGCCUAAGGCAGGGCCUGUGGGAAAAGGCCCAGGAGUUCCUGCACCUUGUGUACCGUGAAGUGGGCCAGAUGAUCACCCGCUCUCGCAGCAUAGACCAGGCCUUUCUGCAGUUCUAUGGGGAUGAAUUCCUGCGACUUCUCCUCAUCCGCUUUGUCUUCUGUUCAGCCGUCCUGAGGCUGCACAAGCUCUUCCGGGAUUCCCGGAGUUACCCUGAGUCCUACCCCCAGCUUCCCAAGCCGGACACGGUUGAGAACAGUUUGCUGCAGAAGCGUGUGCUAGAGCUGGCAGCCAUGUUGGAUGUGCAGUCACUCUUCUACAGCAACACCCUAGAUGGCUUCUGACAGCCCUCCCCCCGCCAGUUCCCUCAAACGCUCUCCGAAGGGGUGUUGAUGGUAUCGAACAUUCCUAGACAAGAACGUCCAGUUUAUUUGAUCAUUUUCUCACUAGACGUACAUUUUUCUACUUUUAAAAAGAGCUGAUCAUCUAUUUUUUUAAAACAUGGUCAAACAGUUUUAUAUUGCACCUUCUUAGAAUUUGGUUCUAAAUGUACAUAAAAAUACACUUUUGUUGGCAGAUACUAGAAAACAAGUAGCUGUAUCGUGUUCUGUCAGCAUAGCGACUAACAUUGGAUUGUCAUGGGGCAGAGGUGUACUCCACACGCACUCUCAGAUCAUGGGUGUCGGAUUUCGCACGGUGUUCAGCUGUGCUGGGUAGUAACAUUUCCUUUGAGAGAAUAUGUUGUAACCCAUCUGCACGUGUGUGCUGCAGUCAGGAGUUACCCACCUUUAUCCCAUUCUUACAUUAUGGUUUUAAAAAUACUCAUUAUGGUAGCUGAAAUCUGCUCAUCGCUUUAGGGGUUUUUUUCCCCAGAAUUAUUUCAUCUCCUUUGUUAAUGAACCUGUUGUAUUUACAGAAGAAGUUUUGAACCCCCCCCCCCCCUGCCAGAAGUUAGCCUUUCUGCAGGGGAAGCAAGAUUAAUCUUUGAAGUUCUUCACAGUGAUUUGUUAACUGUCUGGUUUUGUGAAUAUGGGUAACUGCAUUGGGGAUGCUGGCAAUUCAGAAGAGGUCAUGUGUCACUUCCUGCCAGACUUACAGGACAUGCAGGAGGCCAUUUACUUAGAAAAUGCACUUUUAAAUGUUCCUGGCUGUCGGUUAGAAGUACCACCCUCUCUCCUGCAUGUUUGUGAAUUAGGUACAGUCCAGCGUUUACGGUGUGCCAAGCUUCUCACAUUUGUCACGUGUGAUGUAGACAGGCUGUUUUUUAGCCCGGGUAGCAGUACAGUUCACAGGUGAAUACAAAAAAUAUGUGUAUAUGUAGAUAAUAUAUAUAUUUCUAUAUAUGUGGGUGUCUUAACUGUGACAGAAUCUAGCACAAGUGUCUAUGGCGCUGUUUUUGUGAAGUCCGACUUUGACGCUCUAGCUAAAAAAUACCGCUUCCAGUGGUGCGCUCCAGACAUCCCCCCCGUCACUUAUUUGCUCAUUUGCAUUGACAGUGCUACACACACAAAACUUCAUAUAUCUUGUCCAAUAGUAAACGAUGAACAAUGAGUGGUUUGCACGUUUUGAGAUUUAAGGACAGGCAGCGCGUACAGAUUGCGCCUUUCUUCUUUGGGUGCGCUUUAGGCUUUGCUACAGUGAUAGCACAGGCUGACCCAAUGACAUGCUAAGGAAACACUCACGGGGCGAGUAUAUUGGGAAAAAGUGUGGAUUCAUUUUAUAUACACCUGCAGUCUUUAACCUCCACAAAGCUAAUCAAGUCCAUCUCUGCUUACUUUUGGGGACAUAUGCUUUUAUAUAAUUGCGACAGCUGAAGUCCUUUCAUUUAUUUAAAACCUGUUGCAAUAGAUGUUUUUAAGUUUUUAAAAAGCGAUAUUCCUCAUUCCCACAAUAAUAAUCACUGCCAGACAAAACAUUCCUUUGACGUUUGAUUGUAAAAUAGGAGAUGACACAGUUAAUAGAACAAAUAUUAGGGUUCCAGAACAGCUGUGGCUAAAAUAUUUGCAGCAGAGGGCAGAAAAAUGCACACUGUGACCCAACAUGGCGGUCUAGCUAAACACUAGUGAUGGCCAAAUGAAGCUUCAUGAACCAAUUGCUGUAUUGUCUGACACCACUAGAUGGUGCACUCUAUUAAAAAAAUUCAUGGGCCAAAGCAAACCAAGAGCGCCAUCUAGUGGGGUCAAAAAGAGAAAAUGGUUCAUGAAGCUUCUUUAGCUAUAACCAUUGAAUGUCAAUAAAAGGGACGCGUGUCCCUUCUUUCUGUCGAUGCCAGUGCACUGAUACUGACUGGCACUGGAGCCACUGUGUGGGAAGACUGUAAAUGCCCGUCUUGUCUACAAACAAAUGAGUUGGAGGUCGGUCGUUACAAAAUACACCUCCGGAUUGACAAUUAUCACCGGUUUAACUUAGGUUUAACACAUUUUACUGUACACUUAGAAUGCUUAAGUGUAUAUUAUACCGGUAUCUUUUUUUCUAUAUUAAGAACAUGGUUAAAACACGAUUUAGCCAGGACCUAAUGUAAUUGCUUUGUCAAUAUCAGAGGCAUGUUGUAAGUUAAGUUGUCUUUGUACACGUGUUGGUCAAAGCCGAAUCUUGUUAAUUGGUUAGUAAGGGUGUUUUGCUGAAGGUGUAAAACAGAAGCUAAAAUGUCAGAAUACUCUUUCUUUAUAAGCUAAGGGAUUCUAGAGCUUGUAGUUCGUCAUCUUAGAUCGCUCUGUUGUCUGCCUUCAGAACAAUAUUGUCUUAACUGUCACCAAAUUGAUGUUGUUAUUGUUGUUUAUUUCUUGUAAUGAUGUAAUAAUAUGAAGGAUCAAAAUAAGAAUAUCUGUAAUGUUUUUUUCAUAAAAUGUUUUCACUGAAUGCUUUUAAAAAUAAACAUUUAAUAUUGCUUAA
This is a messenger RNA of Paramormyrops kingsleyae, 4605 nucleotides long. RefSeq names its product protein SCAI. Lineage: Eukaryota; Metazoa; Chordata; Actinopteri; Osteoglossiformes; Mormyridae. The record is from RefSeq and is a predicted model, not a curated record. Gene Ontology annotation, biological process: DNA-templated transcription. Gene Ontology annotation, molecular function: transcription corepressor activity.